UGCAUUGACUUGAAGGGGGACAGAUAAGGUAUUAAAACAGUAUUUUGGGGGGCAUUUUAGGUAAUAAAAUAUGAUUUCACGACCAAGACGACUAUAGUUCAGUUGCACUCGAAACACCGAGUGGAAGUCGAAGUCGUCGCUUGGCAAGUGCAACCGAACCCUUCUCAUCUUCAUGCUGCUUCCGCGAAUGGCCAAAAACCUAGGAGGAUUACUGGCACUACUUCUCGCUAUUUCGAUCUGCGGAGCCGUAACGAUUCCUGGCCCUAUAUCCGAUUCUCACCGUUCUGCAGCUUUAGAACUCUUCGAUGGAUCCUUUUCAAGUUUGGAAGAUGCCUAUGAGGCCCUAAGAGUUUUUGAUAUUCUUGCAAUUGGGAAAAAGCCUAAUGUGAGCACAGCCGCUUGUCAGAAAGUAUUGGAAAAUCUUGGGUCGUCAUCCCCUCUUAAGGAUUUGUUUUAUGCCUUAAAGGUUAAUGGCAUAUUAAAAUGCAAGGUUAAUGGGGAUGUUUUCAAGGAUAUUGCUUCAAGGCUUAAAGCUACUAUCAAUGAUGCAAGUACUUUGGUUGACAUGUACUACUCAAUAGGAAGUUUACUUCUUAUAAAGGAUCAGGCUUCUGAUGUUGAUGUGCUUCUUACUGAUGCUGAUGGGACUUUCCAUUCAAUCAAGGCUCUAAGCCAAAGUGAUGGAAGAUGGCGCUACAGCUCAGAUAAUCCAGAGUCUAGUACCUAUGCUGCUGGAUUAGCACUUGAAGCACUGGCUGGAGUAAUCUCAUUAGCAUCUUCUGAAAUUGAUCAGUCUAGGGUGAGUGCAGUGAAAAAUGAUAUAUUGAAGCUUUUUGAUGGCAUUGAGAAAUAUGAUGAUGGGUCCUUCUAUUUUGAUGAGAAAUUUGUUGGUGGACAUGAGCAUCAGAAUUCUCUUUCCACUACUUCUUCUGUUGUUCGAGGGGUUACAGCAUUUGCUGCUGUUACUUCUGGAAAAAUAAAUCUUUCAGGGGAUAAAAUAUUGGGUUUAGCAAAAUUUUUCCUAGGCAUUGGAAUCCCAGGAGAUGCCAAGGAUUUCUUCAAUCAAGUUGAAUCAUUAGCUCUUCUAGAGAACAACAGGGUUUCUAUCCCAUUGAUUCUGUCACUUCCUGCAACAGUUUAUUCAUUAUCCAAAAAAGAUCAGCUCAAGGUUAGGGUGAAUACAGUACUUGGUUCAGUUGCACCACCUCUAACUGUUAAACUUGUCAAAGCUUUCCACACUGAUGCUAAAGGUUCAGCUAUUAUUGAGAGCAAGGAGCUCCAAUAUGAUAAAAAGAGUGGACUUCAUGUCUUGGAUGUUUUUCCAGAUAUGGUGGACGUGGGAACCUAUGUGUUUGUUUUUGAGACGAUGCUUCAUGAUUCUGCUGGUGAAAAAGUUUAUGCUACUGGAGGCCAAAUUCAUGUACCAAUAUAUGUCACUGGCAUUAUUAAAGUUAGCACUGCAGAAAUUGCAGUUCUUGACAGCGAUCUUGGAAGUGUUGAAACCCAGAAGAUGUUAGAUUUGGCAGGAAAGGAUGUUAUUUCACUCUCAGCUAACCACUUGCAAAAGUUGCGCUUUUCUUUUCAAUUGACAACACCUCAUGGUCAUGCUUUUAAGCCCCAUCAGGCAUUUUUCAAGUUGAGGCAUGAGACAAAAUAUGAACACAUCUUUGUGGUUGGAAAUACCGGCAAGAAGUUUGAGAUUAUUCUUGAUUUUCUUGGUCUGGUAGAGAAAUUUUAUUACCUCUCAGGCAGAUAUGACAUUGAGCUGACUGUUGGUGAUGCUGUCAUGGAAAAUUCUUUCUUAUGGACACUUGGCCGUGUUGAAUUAGAUCUUCCAGAAGCACCUGAGAAGGCAGCCCGUCUUCCUCCACUCCCUGUCGAUCCAUACUCAAGAUAUGGACCCAAGGCAGAGAUAACCCACUUAUUCAGGGCUCCUGAAAAGCGACCACCCCAGCAACUCUCUCUUACUUUCUUGAGUUUGACCCUGUUGCCAUUUGUUGGCUUUUUGGUUGGGCUGUUACGCUUGGGGGUGAACUUGAAAAAUUUUCCUUCUUCAGCAGCACCUGCUACAUAUGCCAUCCUGUUCCAUCUUGGCAUUGGUGCAGUUCUAUUGCUUUAUGUUCUUUUCUGGUUGAAGCUGGAUUUGUUCACUACACUCAAAACUGUAGGGUUUUUGGGAGUUUUUCUGAUAUUUGUGGGACACAGAAUUCUUUCCCAUCUCGCUACAACAUCAGCCAAGUUGAAGUCUGCAUGAGUAAAAGGAAAAUUGUCUAUUUAUAAAGACACAACAUGAUAAUUUGAGUUUUUCCUUGAAAAAAAUGGUACUAAUCCAAUUUUGUAGGACUUUGUUGUACUAGUUUGUAACAAAUUUAGAAUGCUCAACUAUAUCAAGGGAGAAAAGCUUUAUCUUGAUCUUGCUUUAUCCUGAUGAAAGCCAUCGUCGGAUACCGCCUGUUUUAGCAUAUUCUACCUAUCCGUGACAUUGUAUGGUAGACAUGGCUUUUUUUCAAACCAUAUGCUACCAUAGUCCGUGUCCUGCAAUGUCUGCCAACCCACUUCAGCAUCAACUAAUCAGUAUUGCGUUUUAUAGAUCAUAAAGUGUUCGUCAAGUUUUGAGGACUUUUGUUUACUGUCUCAAAGUUUCAGCGUAUUGGAAAGGCUGGACAAAUUCUGGUCCGUGGAUAAAGAUGGCUUAGACCCUUUGUGAACAUGUAGGUCGUGUAAACAUAUUAGCUGUUUCAAGCGGUGUCUUUUCUGGUUCUUUUAAGUUAGCUAUGAUAGCUGCAACCAAAAUAAAAAACCAUGAUAGCUUGGAUCGAGAAUGAAGAGCUGUUAUAGUCCCUGCAGUGUAGGUCGAGUGAUAGUUGGACAUGCAGUCAAGCGGGGUGGGGUUCGUACUGUGUUUCCUGGUCUAAAGGGUUCGAACUCUAUCAACCCAAAUUCCCUGUCCAAUGACCCCACUUCCAGGCCGAAAAGAGAGAGAGCAAAAAUGAAUAAUAUUUGAAUUUAAGAAUUAAGUACUGCAAAACUUGUUAAAUAAAACCAUGGUUGGCAUACAAAUCUUUUCGUAGACUAGAUUAUGCGAUUUUAAUUAGUUUUAUGUAUUUAAAUGUGAUUGCCAAGACAAAAGUGCUAUUAGACAAAAAUUAUUAGACUAAAUUAUGCAAAAAUGAAUUUUGUAUAUGUAUAAAUAAACUGAAUUUGGAGAGAAGCCCGGUUAGAAAACUCUUCCCAAGGUUCCAAACAAUUGAAGUUAAGUUGUUCAUAUCACGAGAAUGUACACAUGGGAGCUACAUCAAAAUCCGUGAUUUUGAUUAGAUAAUAGAAGUGUGUAGCUAAACUGUUACUAAGGUGAAUAUAAAAUUUGAUCAG
Abrus precatorius (Indian licorice) is the source of this 3372-nucleotide messenger RNA. RefSeq names its product dolichyl-diphosphooligosaccharide--protein glycosyltransferase subunit 2-like. The coding region runs from base 173 to 2254 and encodes 693 amino acids. Gene Ontology annotation, biological process: protein N-linked glycosylation. The record is from RefSeq and is a predicted model, not a curated record. The transcript is spliced from 20 exons. Lineage: Eukaryota; Viridiplantae; Streptophyta; Magnoliopsida; Fabales; Fabaceae. Gene Ontology annotation, cellular component: oligosaccharyltransferase complex; membrane.